AUGACCAUAACUACAGGAAAACACUUUGUUGUUUUCCCCAUGCAGAUGUGGGGCCAUACCCGCACUAUGUGCACCCUGGUUGCUCGCAUGGCCAAACUAAGGAAUGUCACCAUAACGUUCUUCAUCAUCUCUGGAUUCUAUGACCGAGUCAUGGCCGAGAUUUCGCGGGAGUUCCUUCCUGGGGAAGAGUAUCUGUCCGCCCGCAUCAGGGUGGUUGCUCUGCAACACAACAAAAGCGUGGCCAUCACCAAAGACGUAGAGGCAGCAUUUGAAGCCGCUUAUGUUAAGAUGUGCAACGGCGAACCGCUCACAUGCGCCAAGACUGGGAAGGAGAUUCCCGUCCAUCCUAUGCGGGUCAGCGUCGCAAUCAUCGACAUGUUCAUUCCAGAUGCAUUCGAGGCUGUUCGAAAGCACACUCCGGACACCGUAAAGGUCUUCGUUUGGGUACCGGUGGCGACCCAUUCGUUUUUCUUCUACUGGGCGGAAGACCACGUGGAUUCAGUGGAGGCCUCAGCUGCUCAGAGAGGAAUCUCGUUCGAAGAGGCGGCCCGAGAGAUCGUGCAGCCAUCUGGUAAGGUGAUGCGAUCCCCUUUGACCGGGGCCAUAUAUGAUUAUGAACUACAACCUCAAGCGUUCCCAUUAUGGUUUUCUGGUACCCUAUUGAAAAUAGCGAGGGUCAUGCAGACUGCCCAUGGAAUGCUCACUUUCGAUGCAGCCGAGUACGAUCCGAAAACAGCGAAGGCGCUCAAGGCAUGGUUCGGAAAGAGUUCGCGCAAAGCCUACUACGCCGGUCCGCUAAUUCCGCAAGGGACGGAAAACACUUCGAGCGACCCGCGGGCCGAUAUUAUACGGAAGUUUCUGGAUGAGAAACUCGCAUUAUACGGCAAGCACUCGGUCGUCUAUGUGUCGUUCGGUUCACUGUUCUGGCCUACAGACACGAACAAACUUUGGGCGGUACUCGAGGUUCUCAUGGAGAGGAAUAUCCCAUUCGUCAUGAGCUGUGCUGCCGAGUUUGCGUCAGGGAUACCUGAAACAUUACAGGAUAAGAUAGCUCAGUUCGGUCACGCCAUCGUGGCGGAAUGGGUCCCUCAGCAGGCACUAUUGGAUCAUCCGGCAACUGGCUGGUACCUUUCGCAUGGCGGCCACAACAGUACCAUCGAGUCGAUCAUGGCGGGCGUCCCAGCCAUCGUGUGGCCCAUUAGCGCAGACCAACCCGUCAACGCCAUCUACCUCUCUGAGGAUCUCGAUGUCGCGUACGAGCUCAUCGAGGUCCGAAACGGUACUGGGCUGGGCAAGUUACUCCGCAACGGGAGGGUGCCCGUGGGGACCAUAGUCGCCGUCAAGGCCGAGAUGAAUAAUGUCCUCAGCAGUGCGUUUGGGGAGGACGGUGCGCGGAAGCGGGCGAAGUUGCAGAGUCUGCGGAAGAUCCUGCAGGCUUCUUGGAACGAGGAAGGAGUCGCUCGGCGCGAGGUGGAGGAAUUUCUGGAUGACCUGUGA
Molecule: messenger RNA, 1497 nt
Organism: Dichomitus squalens LYAD-421 SS1
Lineage: Eukaryota; Fungi; Basidiomycota; Agaricomycetes; Polyporales; Polyporaceae
Product: UDP-Glycosyltransferase/glycogen phosphorylase
Exons: 10
Coding region: 1-1497 (498 amino acids)
Molecular function (GO): UDP-glycosyltransferase activity
Source: RefSeq, a predicted model, not a curated record